CUCAAGAACCCUGGCCUGCCAGCACCUGUUCCGGCUCCCAGCCCAGCAUGGCACCCCUGCUGCCCAUCCGGACCUUGCCCUUGAUCCUGAUUCUGCUGGUGGUGCUGUCCCCAGGGGUUGCAGAGUUCAACAUCUCAAGCCUCUCUGGUCUGCUGUCCCCGGUGCUAUCGGAGAGCCUGCUGGUUGCCUUACCACCCUGUCACCUCACAGGAGGCAACGCCACACUGAUGGUCCGGAGAGCCAAUGACAGCAAAGUGGUGAAGUCCAGCUUUGUGGUGCCUCCGUGCCGUGGGCGCAGGGAACUGGUGAGUGUGGUGGACAGUGGAGCUGGCUUCACAGUCACGCGGCUCAGUGCAUACCAGGUGACCAACCUUGUGCCAGGAACCAAAUACUACAUCUCCUACCUAGUGAAGAAGGGGACAGCCACUGAGUCCAGCAGAGAGAUCCCAAUGUCCACACUCCCUCGAAGGAACAUGGAGUCCAUUGGAUUGGGCAUGGCCCGAACGGGGGGCAUGGUGAUCAUCACAGUGCUGCUCUCUGUUGCCAUGUUCCUGCUGGUCCUGGGCUUCAUCAUUGCCCUGGCACUGGGUGCCCGCAAGUGAGGAGGUCCACCCAGAACACUGGCUUCUCCAGGAAGCCCCGGACACCGUCCAGCUCCCAACCCUGCCUACUCCCAGGCCCAGGCCUGUGGCUCCCUUGGUGCCCCCACCUCCUCCUCCUGUCCCCCUCUCCCCGAGAACCUUCUCCUCCCUCUGUCCCUCUCCUUGCCCCCAGUGCCUCACCUUCCAAUACUGUUAUUCCUCUCACCUCACUCCUGCCAGAAUCAACUUUCCUCCCAUUUUAUCACUUCAAACCCCUGCAUAACAAUUCCCCCUCCUUCCGUGAACUAAGUCCCUCUAAUAAAGGCUGAGGCCAUCUGCCA
Molecule: messenger RNA, 922 nt
Organism: Saimiri boliviensis boliviensis (Bolivian squirrel monkey)
Lineage: Eukaryota; Metazoa; Chordata; Mammalia; Primates; Cebidae
Gene: UPK2
Product: uroplakin 2
Biological process (GO): epithelial cell differentiation
Cellular component (GO): apical plasma membrane
Source: RefSeq, a predicted model, not a curated record